Penicillium waksmanii is the source of this 2319-nucleotide messenger RNA. It is a transcript of the gene somA, whose product is annotated as putative cAMP-dependent protein kinase pathway protein (Som1). The record is from RefSeq and is a predicted model, not a curated record. Lineage: Eukaryota; Fungi; Ascomycota; Eurotiomycetes; Eurotiales; Aspergillaceae. The transcript is spliced from 4 exons. The coding region runs from base 1 to 2319 and encodes 772 amino acids. Gene Ontology annotation, biological process: positive regulation of transcription by RNA polymerase II. Gene Ontology annotation, cellular component: nucleus. Gene Ontology annotation, molecular function: protein binding.
AUGAACCAGAUGAAUGCCGGUGGGAUGAAUCCCGGGGUCGGAGGCCCCGUCGGUGGUAUCCCCAUGAUGAGCAACGGCUCCACUGCCCCUCGUAACGAUCAAAUCAUGAACAGCAACUCCGAUGGGAGUCUCAACAACUUGAAUACAUAUAUCUACGAUUACUUUUUGAAACGCGGCUACCACGACUGUGCACGCGCUCUUCUCCGCGAAGAAUCAAUGAAGAUCAACACGGAUCCCGGUACCAAGACAAGUCCCGGUAAUCGCCAGAACGAUAUGAACGGUAUCGAUGGUGACAUGAUGACCGACGGCAAGGAUGGCGAGAAGAUCAAAAUCCCCGAUGAUCUGCCUCGUGCUAGCCUUCCCAACGACAGUACGCAAACAGCUUUCCUGCUCGACUGGUGGAGUCUCUUCUGGGAGUUCUGGCAGGCUCAGCGCAAGAGAGGAAACAACCACGACAUUCGGCAAUAUCUCUCACACAAUCAGGCGCUUAUGCGUGUUCGCGAGCAGCAACAGAAUCAGCUCAUGCGGCAACAGCCGCUGAUGCCUGGCCAGAUGCCGCUCAACAUGCGUCGCAAUGGCAUGCACCCUGUACCCCCCAACCUUCAGAAGACGGUGUUGCAAAACACCACUGGCCUCUCGCAACAGCAAUUGGCCCAGCAGUUCCAAAAGAACCAACAGAUGCAGAUCAUGCAGCAGAUGCAACGUGACCAGCCCGACAUGGACAUGAACGGCAAUCGGCCCCAGUCCCCAGCAUCUGCGGACAACGCCCCAUCCCCAUCGAAACGCCCGCGCCUGGAAGGAGGCCCCGUUAACGGACAACAGCUCGCACCUAACGGACGUGGUCAGGGACAGGGAAUGCAAGGACAGCCUAACCCCCAGGCUCAGGCUAUUAUGAUGCAGAAUGGAAUGAACAGGGGAAUGAACCCGGCGCAAUUCCAGCAGUUCCAGCAAGGACAGGCUGCGCAACAAAAAUCUAUGCAGGUAUAUGCUCAAGACUUGGCCCUUCAUCACACUCGCUCAGCAUUGUCUCCCCAGGGUCUUCCGAACGGUGGUAUGAUGAAUCCCGGCGUUAUGCCGAAUCAGACGGAUCUUGUGGCGAUGCAGGAUGCCAAUGGAGGAAUGUUCCAGGUGGGUGCCGAAUACUUUCAGAACGGUCAAAUGCCCCAGGUUCGAAAUGGCAUGCAACCACAACCAAACGGCCAGCAAGGCGGCGGCAACCAUGCUCUCCAGGAUUAUCAGAUGCAACUUAUGCUGCUUGAACAGCAGAAUAAGCGGCGUUUGAUGAUGGCUCGUCAGGAGCAGGACAGCAUGGCCCGUGAUGGUCAACCAAUGCCCGGUCAAGGACAGCUGCCACCCGGCACUUCCCCACAGGGCAGUCGCACAGGUGCCUCGCCGAACCCCAGUGAACAAAUGAAGCGGGGUACACCUAAGAUGCCCCAGAGUGGUCUUCCUGGUUCCCCCAGCGCCGGCGAUAUGGGCCAGAACCGCGGAUCUCCUGGAUCCAUGAAUCUGAACGGCGGCCCAAUGCCACCCGAGAUGGCGGCUCAGUUCUUCCAAGGCAACCCCAACAUGCGUCCCCCAAGCUCUAACCCACAAUUCACUGGCCCCCAGAUGGGCCAGCCCAUUCCUGCCGGUGCCGGCGGCCGCAUGCCCAGUGGGCAGUGGCAGCAGCCCGGUCAGCCAAUGCCGCCGCAGCACUCACCCGCAUCUCAGCCCCAGGCCGGAACUCCCCAAGAACGGAAUGCGAUGCCUCCUCCUCAGGCCCCGCCUACUGGUCCUGCCGGCCGCGCCCACCCUCAAUCUCCCCAGACAGGUGUAAACGCUCCCCCCACACCUCAGCAGGGUAAUAAGGCAGCUCCCGGCAAGGCCAAGAAAGAAGGCGCCAAGGAGAACACCCGCAAGCGGCCUAAGAAGGGUGCUGCUGCCGCCGCCAAUGCCGCCAAUGCUCAAGCUACCGAAGCUGGAGAGACGACUCAGACGCCUACUCCAUCCACCCCUGUCACUCCUCAACAUCCCAAUUCCUUCAACAAGGCCGGUGCCAACGGAGGUGCCAAUGCGCAAACCCAGCCCACCUCGGCCCCGGCUCCCCCAACAAUGGUCCAGCCUACCAUGGAUCCCAACCCGCAAUCUUACAAUGAUCUCUCAAUUCCUGAUAAUGCUUUCAAUCUUGACUUCGGCGCUCUGGAUAACCCUGAUAUCCUGGAGAGCUUCGACUUUGACACCUUCCUUAACACUGACGGUGACGGGACUGGCUUUGGAUUCGAUCCAAACAUGCCUUUAAGCAUCGACGGUGUCGAGGCCGGUCCAGACAUGGGAUGA